Messenger RNA from Spirodela intermedia, 10594 nucleotides. Lineage: Eukaryota; Viridiplantae; Streptophyta; Magnoliopsida; Alismatales; Araceae. The record is from the annotation of a GenBank genome assembly.
AUGGCAGCUGCAGCAGCGGCCCUCUCCCACGCUUCCUCCCCCUUCUCCGUCUUCCUGGUUCGCUCUACGCCGUGCGCGUCGAUCCUCGGUCUCCGCUUCCUGAACGCGUCUGCGUCCUUCCAAGGAAAAUUCGGGCCUCGGGGAGUGGUUCCUACGUCGAGGUCCCGAAAUCUUGGGCAUCCUACCGUGGCUGUCCGGUGCUCGGGGGGUCCUAUAAAGGCACGCCCAUCGUCAGAACUCCGAAGGAGUCCGUCGCUGGGUGAUGACGAGAAACUUCGUGCUCUUCGGGAGUUGUUUUCGAGUCCUGGCGUCGGGAUCGACGCCUAUAUUAUCCCCUCUCAGGAUGCUCAUCAGGUUAGCUCCUCCUGAUUCUGCUUAUACUCUGGAAAUAUUUGGAAGCCUUGAAAAUUGCUCUUUGCCACGGGGAAGCUACGAUCCCUCUAAUAUUGAUUAUCCUAAAUUAUUCUUCAUAGACUAUGUUUAGCUUCGUUGAGGUUCCAAUAACUUCGCUACUUUAAAUAAAAAAAAUCUAAUUUUCCAAUUAUCUAUUCGUCUUCCAACGAGACCACCUAAGACUUGGCACAAUUUUUGUGUUGAGUAGGGAUCACAAAGAAACAGAGGUGAAUCACAGUAAAUGCUACCAUAAUAUGGAUAUUAGUGUUAAAGGCUAGAGAGACGGAACUUCUGAUGUAGGGAUCCGACGUGAGUCCUUGCAUACAAAUUUAGCUUUGGGCACACACCACUACGUUUGGCUAAAGCAGAUGCAAACAGGGAUAAGAGCUGGAUAAUUACGGGUCUAUUUGCAUUCUUAUCUAUCUUCAUCCUUUUUAGUUUUCUUUCAACUAGUGUGGUCUUUACAUGUGUUCUUCAUUGUCUUAUGUAAUAUUUGUACAUUGGAAAAGGAAGUCACAGUCGUUAGUGUUCUUUAACGAUAUUACUUGGCAUUUGAUGCUGGGAGUCUAUUCUUUAUAAGUUUAAAGUGCAGAGUCUGUGCGAACAUAUUAUUUUGGAUAAAAUAUUGUCGACACUUUUUUGCCAACCAUUCUCUUAACGGAGUCAUCAAAUAAUGUUAUCAGUUUUUUGAAAGCUAUGAACCAUCUAAGAAGUGAUAUGAUAGAGUGGUAUACAAAAAUAUUAAUAUUAAUAUUAAGAAGAAUAAAAAGACCUCGGGGCUAUCAAUUUAAUAAGGGUUAAAGUUGUCUUUAGGGUAGAAACAUAUAAUUACCUCCUGCAUGAGCAUAGGUGCCACUUGAAGGAUGAGAAUCAGACUGAAUUAUCAGCUAACCUCCAGAAUCAGACAGAAUAUGUUAGGAAGAAGCUGUCUUUCACGUAUGGGAGGCUUUUGAGAUUUAAAUGGUGACUUGAUUAAGAAUGUAUCUAGUUCUAUCUGGGUUUCUUUACUAGUAAAAAAACAGCAAAAGGUCCUUGUGGCCAUGACAAGAUGACAUAUAAGAGAAUGGAAUUUUUCAUAUAUAUAUAUAUAUAUAUAUAUAUAUAUAUCAACUCUAUGUGCUGUAAUUUUAACUCUCUCCAAUUCUUGUCUGUGAAUUGAUUUGUAUGAGAUAUUUUUUGGAAGUUGGCCAGCAUGUGAAUUUUGUUAGACGAGGAUAAGGGAAUAAAGCUUCAGUCUUGAAUGUCCAACUCAGCCUGGAAACUAGGUUCGGUGAACAUUGUCAUAAUUGGUUACUUACUGAUAGCUAUCACCAUUGGCCAUGUCUGGCCUACAUGUUCCUUCUCCUUGUUCAGGCCCCUGCAGGUGUUAAACCCAUGACCUCAGAUUGUGCAGUUUCCAGGCUAGCAUGCAGUCACUUCGGUACGUUGUAUUCUCAUACAGGAAAAAAUAUAUACGUGAAUCUUUGCUUAUUUGGCAUAAACAACAGUGUGUGUCUAGAAAAAGCUUCGUGCAGAGAUCAGUAACUUAGAGCCCUAGGAUUAUUUUUUGAGAGCCGGUAGAUCAGGAUUCAACAAAUUUUCUUUUAUUUUUUUGACUUCUGUUGAUUUUUGAAUAUAUUUCUCAGUGUUCUCCUAUUUUCCCCCUUAACCAACAUGGACCAGAAAAUCCCCAAGGCUUCUCUAUUCCAAUUCAAAGGAACUCCGCUCUACGCAUUGGACGGAUGCUUUAAGAAGAAGUUGAUUGUGGAUUGAUUUUAAUUACUGUGUAUUUUGAUUGAUAACUCUAUAUCAUGUUUGCUAGGCCUAGUUAAAUCGAGAUAGAUGAAUCAGUGGUAAUAUGUUCUAAAAGAAAUAUUUCUUAGAUCAGAGAAUUAAUUUUAAGAAUAAAUAUCACAUUGAACCACUGGUGUGGCUUGUCAAAUGGUGCAUGCUUUAUUGUCAGAGGAAGAAGUGGGUUUUAUGUUAACUAUAUUACUGUCAGAAGAAAAAAAUUGGAUGGAUGAGUAUUUCUCAUUAUAAGUGUACUUAUAUGGUUUUUCACUGUGUUUACUUGCUAGAGUGAGUUCAUUGCUGAAUGCUUCAUGAGAAGGGCCUUCAUAUCAGGGUUCACUGGCAGUGCUGGGACUGCUGUGGUUACCCGAGGAAAAGCUGCUCUUUGGACUGACGGGCGCUAUUUUCUUCAGGUUCCAGUCGUUUGAAUAUUAUUACUUUAGAAUGCAUUUCUUCUUGUCGUUUGGUAAAAAUAAAUUUCAGAAUGCAACCUUUGUCUUUUAUACUUGAUGUAUGCAGAUUUUAUGACAUUGACUUUUGUGAUCAGGCUGAGAAACAAUUGAACAAAGACUGGGUGCUUAUGCGAAGUGGGAAUAUUGGAGUUCCUACUACUGGCGAAUGGCUUAAUGAUGUUUUGACUCCAGGUUGCAGAGUUGGCAUUGACCCUGUGAGUUUUCUUUAUUUGUUGAUCCGCAUCUUCUUCUUGUUCAUCAUAGAUCUGUAAAAUUGUUGACUCGUUUUGAUUACCAAAAUCUUUGAUGUUGGUUAAAAAUACUUUGGUCAUACCUAUUGUGGGAACUGGCGGCUCUAAUCACUUAUUUCUCCUAUUUGUGCAAUGUUAGACACAUGCUUCAGCAAUCGUCUAGAAUGUACUGUAACUCGCUUUUUCUCUGUUAUUAUUAGUUCUCUGUCUAAUGUAUUUGACUUUGUGAAGGGGACAGUUUCUUUUCUCUUCUGAUGCAGCGGAGGAAUUGAAAAACGUUCUCUCUAAGAAGAAUCAUCAGUUGGUUUACCUCUAUGAUUUCAAUCUAGUGGACAAGAUUUGGAUAGAAUCAAGGCCAAAACCUCCAGCGGAACCCAUAAGAGUCCAUGAUAUCAAAUAUGCAGGGAUUGAUGCCUCUUCAAAAAUGAUUUCCUUAAGAUCUCAGCUCCACGAAGCUGGGUGUACAGCUAUUGUUAUCUCAAUGCUCGAUGAGAUUGCUUGGUUACUGAACUUGGUAAGUUUUAAUAAUUAACUAAACUGAGUGUGGUGUUUAUGUGAUGUAGUUGAUGCCGUCUAUGCUGAUUUAAUAUUUAUAUCGCGGACUGAACAGCAAUGCAAAAUAGGGUGGUCAUUAGAAAGGCUUUAAUUUAGUUAAUUUAGUUUUAUUCUGGAGUAAGAUAUCAUUUUGCACACAACUCUUUUUAAAGAGGUCAGAUCACUUAUGCUUUCACCUUUUGCCAAGGUUGACAAAAACAUAGAUCAAAGUAGGUUUUUUUUUUUUUCGGCUUUUCAGAUCAUGAAAUGUAGUCUAGAUAAUUAUCCUGUGUAUCUUACAGUUACGUGAGUGAAUAAUUGUUGAUUUAGCAAUUGAGUUACUAACAUUUAUUUCAUUUUAGUUGUUAAUGCUUUUAUAUAAUUUUUAGUCACUGCUAUUUUAGAGUUACGUAUUGGUCUUGGAUUUCUACUUUGGUGUAAGGAUUUGAAUUUUGAUCUCCAUUUUAAAUAGUACCAGCAAGCUUUAGGAUUAACAGCACUCCAGUGUGCUAAACUUUUGGCCUAAGAUGCUUGCAUAGCAACAUAGAAUAAUCAGACUGUCGCUAUCUUCAGUGAUGGAAUGCAUGUUAACCGUCAUGUAUGUAACAGCAUGUUUACACCAAAGAAAGUCUCAUAAAGAUGUACGAUUUUGGAUUAUGUGUUCGUGAUUACUGCUUCAAGUCAACAUUUUUCCUAUUGGUAGAUUAUCUUGAUUUUUGUGUUUGUCUGGGAGGAUGAUACAAAUUAUGGUCUGCUAACCGAUUUUUAUCUCAUUUUUAUAUUGCAGAGAGGAAAUGAUGUUCCAAAUUCACCUGUGGUGUAUGCAUACUUAAUUGUUGAGAUUGACAGUGCUAAAUUAUUUGUUGAUAAGUCUAAGGUGACUCAGGAAGUUUUGGUUCACUUGGAAAAUUCUGGAGUGGAACUGAGGCCUUAUGAUUCUGUUAUCUCAGAAAUCGAGAGGUUUGCUUGACAACAAUUAAUAGUUUUUCUUAUAAUCUCUUCUAUUAUCUCAAUUGAAAUUUCGCGUAACCUUUCAUGUAUUCUGAUCAAUUUGCGUGUUAAAUUUUCAUGAGGCCAUUUUAUUCUCUCUUUAUCCUUUGUGGGUUUUUAGCUUGAUGUUGACGCAGACCCAUUGAAUGAUGAGCGAUCCGCCAUAUUCAUUUAUUGUGGUUUUUGGCUCCUUCAAAACAAAGCUAAUAUUUUUUACUUUUUGAGCUAAAUCUCCGUCAGUAGAGGAUGAAUAUAUGCAGAAGAUUCUAAUUCUGUCAAACUUCUCAAAAUGACAGAAAACUCAUUCUCCUAGCUGACCUUCUCCCUUGCCCCUGGCUACCUCCCUUUUUUGUCGGCUGCCAAGAACUCUCCUUCCUGUUGGUUGUGCCCUGCCCUGGCCGUCCCCUCUCUUCAUCCUGCAAUACUCCUACUUUUCCCGGCAGUUCCCUCUCACCAUCUGGCAACUUUGGCCCACGCAUUUUCUCCUGCGGCCCAAAUGCCUAACCCCUCUGUCUUGCGCUGAACCCCUAGGCCUUCUCCCAGUCCAGCUGUCUAAUCUGCGCUAGGAGGCUUAGGAGCAAGUCAUAAAAGUGAUACUUUCAAUGGAGUAUGGUCGGACCUAAAAGGCAUCAGAAAAUAAUUAAUGUGUAAUAUUGUUUUCAUUUUAUUUCAACCAGAAAUAUUUUUAAUUUUCUGCAUCAUAGGAUGAAACAUUUUUGAGAUCCAUAUACGGGCUUAUUAGAAAGUGUGCUAACUAUAAAUUCCCAUGGGUAAUGAAGCAUCUGACUAUCAAUUGUUGCUUGAAUUGAAUUAUAGAGCAGAAAAAUUAUGGUUUUCAAAUUGAUAUUAUGGUGGUGUUGAGGCAAUCCCUUGCAUGUCCCUAGUCGUCGAAUCCUGACUCUCAGAUCAGUUUGUCAGGAUUCUCAAUCAGACCGUUGAAACCCUUACCGAACUCUAGUAACCGUAGAUACCCUGAAAAGCAGACAGGUCCACUGUCUUCUUAGAGGGACUAUGCCUGCAGAAAGUGGAACGAGCUCCUGGGUUUGUGCUUGCUAUCAUGCAUUACUUUAGAGGCUCUUUACAAUUGUGAAAGGUCAAAAAAAUGACACAAACAGUGGGGAGGAAGCCAUAACAAAAUUAAAACAGCCUGCAGAUCAAUGACCCUACAGAGGAUAGCAUCUGCUUAAGUGUAUACACUUAACUCCAGUUUGUUUGAUCUUCCUUUAUCUGCUUAAGCAGAUGCUUUCUCAAGUGUAUGCUGCUAAGAUCCAAAAUCAGAGAGUGACGAACUUGUCUUAUUUAAUGAAAAUAGUCCUCUGGAUGGAAAGAAAUGAAGAGAGAAAUAGUAGAAGAACCAGGAACAGAUUGGAGAGUCGCAUACAACUCCCAAUCAGAACCCCAAACCCUCUCGUUGAUCCACGAGCACAAUACAGCCGAUUUCCCCCCCCCCCCCCAUUCCUUCCUCCCUUGCUCCUUAUAUCCUGCUCCUUGCUACAACUUCCCUCUGCCUUAUUUAGGCAGUUAUCCUCCAAACUGCUCCUUGCUAUAACUGCUCCUUCUCUCCAUCCUUAAGUAAUGCUGACCGUUACUCUCUUAUUGGGGUUUGGGCCUUCUUCCUUCUAAAAUAUGUAUGUGGAGGCUUAUCAUAUGAUUUCUCAAGCAGAUGCUUUCUCAGGUUACAUGCUUUCAUUACAGCAAGAUCUUGAUUCUCUUUGCACUGUCAUUUCUGAUCCUAAAAUUAAUUGUCUUCCCCCUGUUAAUUGUCAACUUACCCUUCUACAACCCUUUGUCUACACUUACUCAACUCUUUCUUUAUUUGACAUUAUUAAAGUUUAAGCAUCUGCUUUCUCAAGUGAACUACAGAUCAAACAACCUGGAGUUCAGGAGGCAUACACUUGAGAAAUCAUCUACUUAAAGUUUAAUAAUGUCAAAUAAAGAAAAAGGUUGACAAGUGUAGACAAAGGGUUGUAGAAGGGUAAGUUGACAAUUAACUGAGGGAAAUGGCAGUUAAUUAUAGAGUCAGAAAUGACAGUGCAAAGAGAAUCAAGAUCCUGCUGUAAUAAAAGCAUACAACUUGAGAAAGCAUCUGCUUGAGAAACCAUAUGAUAAGCCUCCACAUACAUAUUAUAGAAAGAAGAAGGCCCAAACCCCAAUAAGAGAGUAACGGUCAGCAUUAAAGGAAGAGUUUGACAGUUAAUUAUAGGGUCAGAAAUGAUAAUGCAAAGAGAAUCAAGAUCCUAAUGUAAUGAAAGAUGCUAUUGUGAAAUGGGAUGCAGAAAUUAAUAAAAUAGUUGAGCAGACAAAAAAUGUUAAGACUUGGCACAAGAUCACAGAAAUGAUAAAUUGAAUUCACUUCCCAUUCCUAAUCUUUGAAAACGGGAAGAAAAUAAAUGAGGUUCCAAGAAGUGUCUUGUUGUUAUCGUUUUAGAAUUUUUCGUUGUGUCUUCCACAAUUCCACCACCAGAUCUUCAUCUCAACAGGAGUCUUCUUGUUUCCAUGUUCUUCUCUACUUUUCAACAAUUAAACAUUGCAAUUAUAUGUUUAGAUUUAAUUUUUUUAGCCCACUUUUGUGGAUAUUGAAUCACGCAAUCAUACUCCAGGUAGUUGCUAUCUACCAAUCGACUUUUGGUUAGAAAUUUGACAUUUCAUUUUAGUUAUUUCCACUUGCAUGUCCUUCUGAUAUGCUAUUUGAGUCAGUAAAAUGGGUCAGGAAACCCUGAUAUGCAUGUGGCAUCGUAAAACAAUCUUAGCCAGUUACAGUUUUUAUCUCUUCUUCUCACCCUCGAAAAAUAUACUCAGAUAAGCUAACCGUCGCUGGUGAGUUUAAUCAGUAAGAAACUUGAUUAUUAUAUCUUCUUUUUGCUUUGAAUUGAUUUCUCGAUAAUUGUCAGUACUUCCAACCCUAACAAGAUAUCUGCAUAGAUUCUCAUUCACUGAAUCAUGUUUAACUUCCUAGUUUGGCAGCUCGAGGGGCGAACCUAUGGUUAGAUACCUCAAGUGCGAAUGCUGCUAUCUUUAGUAGGUUCAAGUCUGCUUGUGAUAGAUACUGGGAAAGUCUUCAAAAGAAAACAAACGCCAAUUUUGGUCAAGAAAAGAUUCAGUUGCCUGAAUCUAAUGGUUCUCCCACGGGAGGCCCUAGUGGCUUUUGUAGGCCUUCCCCCGUCACUUUUGCAAAAGCAGUGAAGAAUGAUGCAGAACUUGAAGGCAUGCGUAAUUCUCAUCUGAGGUAACUGAACUCUUACAAGCUUCUAUUUGUUGAAGAUUCUGUUAUUAAUCCCCCUAAAAUGUCUCCUUGACCGUCCUUUAAAGGAAGAAAUUGACAAUCUUUAUUGCCAGCUAAAUGGUGAUAGGAAUCAUGGAAUGUAUGCAGCCCUAGGUUUCGAAUCAAUAUACUUCUAUAGCAUGAAUUAUGGCAAGUUUCUAAUAUUGGGUUGGAAGAUUCACUUCCUUGGUGGUUCCCAAUUCACCGAGUAUAUAGAAGGUUGUAUGUUAUGUUUGGGUUGGCUUUGUCUCAGUCGUCGUAACGUGUGCAUUUUUUAAUACUUUUUUUCACAAUAAAUUACUACCGUCCACCAUGAGAUCAGUAAGAAGAUAAACUGCGUUUGCAUUAGCAUGUCGACUUAUACUGAAAUAUCUGUACUUAGCUUUGGAUAGUGUUGUAGUAACAAACAUUUUGAGUUGUAGCGACCAAUGAAUUGCAAAAUGAAACAAUUUUCUAAAGUGACCAAGUUAAUUGUAAAUUUCAUAAAUUGAAUAGGGUGAUCUCACAUGAAGAAUCCCUUCUUCGUGGUUUGUAUAUGUCUAAUGCUGAUGAGGAAAUGUGACUCGGCUUUCAGAACUUUCCAUUUAGAAUUUAUUGAAAUGUAAACCAGAGAGAAGGACACAAAAUCAAUGAUAACUAAUGGUAUUUGCAGAGAUGCGGCUGCUCUUGCAGAAUUUUGGGCUUGGCUGGAGGAAGAGGUCCAUAAGACUCCAGUAACUGAAGUAGAAGUUGCUGAUAAGCUGCUCGAGUUCCGUUCAAAGCAGAGUGGAUUCCUUGACACGAGCUUUGAUACUAUCAGCGGUAUGGCUAUACUUUGUUCCUUAGUGCACACAAUAAAGUAGAAUCAAUCGUCUGCUGUAUUACAGGGACCUUAGAGCAUUGCAAUCGUAUUGAUCCAUAGCUUUGCUAUUUAUUAUUACUACUACUUUUAAUUUAUAUCUGGGUUCCUAAUUUUGUUAAUCCCUUAUAUUUUCAAUGUAUUUAAUGAAUAAAACCAGUUUUCAUGGUGCAGCAUAUGGUCCAAAUGGUGCGAUCAUUCAUUAUAGGCCAUAUCCAGAAAGCUGUAGUGUUGUUGAUUCCAAAAAUCUUUUUCUACUGGAUAGUGGCGGUCAGUAUGUUGAUGGUACCACUGACAUAACGAGAACCGUUCAUUUUGGAGAACCCACUUCCAGGCAAAUGGACUGUUUUACCAGAGUCUUACAGGUUUCUUGUUAUUUCGAUGUUUUCUUUACUUUAUUGUCUUUGGGCUGAUUUGAUUUCUAGUAGUUUCUUUAAUUCAAUCAUCGACUUCACAAUAUUUCAAUCAUGUGUUCUUAGCUUUCCCAUUAAUUGUGAUCGUGCUACAGGGACAUAUAGCUAUUGAUCAAGCAGUAUUCCCUGAGCGUACUCCUGGUUUUGUGCUCGAUGCACUUGCUCGCAUUCCUCUCUGGAAGAUUGGGCUAGAUUAUCGUCACGGUAACCUCCAAUUACUUCUUUGACAUGUUAGUGUGCCUUGUAAAAACACUAUAUGGCAUCGUAUGAACUCUCUGCGUUCUUUUUAGGAACUGGCCAUGGUGUUGGAGCAGCACUCAAUGUACAUGAAGGGCCUCAAAGUAUCAGCUUCCGAUUUGGAAAUAUGACUCCACUGCAGAAAGGGAUGGUUGUCAGCAACGAACCUGGAUACUAUGAAGACCAUUCUUUUGGCAUUCGGAUCGAGGUACUGCAGUAAUUAUUAUGAUUGCGUUUGCAGAAUACAAUGGUCACACAUUCGUAUGCUAUUACCAUGCACCAAAAUGUUACCUCAUAGAUAGAUAUAUAUAUAUAUAUAUAAAUGGAUUUAUAAUUUAUAUCUGCUUCUCAAUCCAGAUUUGAGAUUAUAUGCUCUUGUCCAGUACACAGGCUUCACCAAGUUGGCAUCAUUAAUCGCUUUCAAUAAAUAGUCGGUGCUCUUUGUUACCUUCUCUCCGCACAUUGCCACUUCAAAUGUGCCUAAUCUUUAUGAAAUCUUGAAAUUUGUUUCAUACGAAUUGAAAAUUUGAAAUAAACGUUAUAUAUUUAAGUUCCUGUGUGUGGGUUUUUUACAAUUAUGCAAUAUAUGAUGUGUCGUGGAUACGGCAUGCAUCGGGGAUUAAGCCAAAGGGGAUGCCAGGUGCAUCCCCUCCUGGAUCGUCAAGCUUUUACAUCGCUGAAACAAACUAGGGCUUUGAAAAGAUCUGAUCUCUCACAUCCCUCUCUGCAGAAUCUUCUUUACGUAAAAGAGGCUGAAACACCAAAUUGCUUUGGAGGAAUUGCAUACCUUGGCUUUGAAAAACUUACGUUCGUCCCCUUUCAGGUAAAUUACCUGCUUCGUAAGCUCUACCAUCUUGACCUGUGAAUCUGCCUCGUUCAAUGGAUGCAGAAUAAGUAAGUGUUGCUUUAUGGAGGUGGCGAGGAAGUGUAUGAAGUCGCGUACAGUUUGUGUAGAGACAUGCCAUUCUAUUAAUUACCCCCGUCACCAUUUAUUUUAUGCAUCCAUCCAUUUCUUCAUUAUUAUUCAUCGUUUUCAAUUUAUUUUUUUCUGACCAGCCUUCUGCUUAACAUCCUGCAGGGCAAAUUAAUUGAUUUGUCCCUCUUAUCUGCUGUGGAGGUCAGAUGGCUCAACGAUUAUCAUUCCCAAGUGUGGGAAAAGGUCAGCCAUUGAAGGGGAGAGCGCUAUGAUUGACUUCCGGCUUGUCUUUUUGUUUUUCUUUGCUUUGGAAUAGUGAAGCAGUUCGUAUAUUUCUUCAAUGUUGGUUGCAACAACAUAGUCCUAAGAAAUCAAUUUAUAUUUCUUUUGUUGCAUGGAAACUUAACCAUGGCCAUGUUGUAGUUAUUUGGGACGAUGAUCUCCUCAUGCUUUGCGGCCUGACAUGCAGGUUUCACCAUUGCUGGACGGCCCCGCUCUUAAAUGGCUGUGGGACAACACGAGACCUCUCUCCAAGUAG